Molecule: messenger RNA, 489 nt
Organism: Maudiozyma barnettii
Lineage: Eukaryota; Fungi; Ascomycota; Saccharomycetes; Saccharomycetales; Saccharomycetaceae
Gene: IES6
Product: Ies6p
Exons: 1
Coding region: 1-489 (162 amino acids)
Biological process (GO): chromatin remodeling
Cellular component (GO): Ino80 complex
Source: RefSeq, a predicted model, not a curated record
AUGGCACCACCACCUCCACCACCAAAUAAGAAUAACGAUCUAAGACUUGAGUUUCUUAGAACCAUUGCUCAAAAGAAUAUUCUAGCUAAACCUUUAAAGAAAUUACAAAUCGAACAAGCACAAUCAGGGCAACCUCAAAAAGCACAAAAAAAAUCAUAUAGAAGACAUAAAGGUGCUAGACAAUUGAUCUCUGAGGAGACUAAAAGAAUUAAUGCUAUCCUUGAACAACAACAACAACUAUAUGAUGAGGAUAAUUCACAUGUCAGAAAGACUCCCAAAGUUACAUUUUUUAAUCUAUCUGCACCACCUUCAAUUAAGCCAACAAAACAUUAUUGCGAUAUUACGGGACUGAAUGGGCCUUAUAAAUCUCCAACAAAUAAUAUCAGAUAUCAUAAUUCAGAGAUAUAUCAAUUUAUCGUAAAACCAAUGGCACCAGGGGUAGAUCAAGAAUAUUUAAAAUUAAGAGGUGCAAAUUUCGUAUUAAAAUGA